AAGACUGUGGGAUGUAUUUCCCAGAAGUGAAAAGUCAUCCAGACAAAUAUUUACAAAGAUGUCCCGAGUCUGUAAAAAAGUGGCUGAAACAACUGAAGAGUGCUGGGAAGAUUCUGCUAUUAAUUACUAGUUCUCACAGUGACUAUUGCAGGCUCGUGUGUGAAUAUAUUAUUGGGAAUGAUUUUGAAGAGUAUUUUGACAUUGUCAUCACAAAUGCUUUGAAACCUGGUUUCUUCUCCCACACCCCAAACCAAAGACCUUUCCGAACUCUUGAGAAUGACGAGGAGCAGGAGGCUCUGCUGUCACUGGACAAGCCCGGCUGGUAUUCCCAAGGUAAUGCUAUCCAGCUUUAUGAACUACUGAAGAAGAUGACUGGCAAGUUGGAUCCCAAGGUUGUUUAUUUUGGUGACAGCAUGCACUCAGAUAUUUUUCCAGCUCAUCACUAUAGCAACUGGGAAACUGUCUUCAUCUUAGAGGAGCUUCUAGGGGACAAAGUUAUGGUGCCUGCAGAGACUGAAUCUGAGCCCUUGGAGAAGAAAGGAAAAUAUGAGGAAGAUCAGCCUGAAGCUCCUUACUUUGUAUCUAAACAGUGGGGCUCUUUCUUUGUGGACAAAUUGCCUGGCCUGGAAAAUGCAGAGGAAACUUUAGUUCACACGUGGUCCUGUAAAUGUACUAGCACUUACAGCACUAUUGCAAUCCCUAGUCUUGAAGCAAUAGCAGCAAAGGCUUUAGACCACAAACAUUACACCAAGUUUCCAGCUACAGAUGAAGGGAGAGAGGUAUUGCUUGUUUGUGUGGAAGAGCAGAUGUUCGUUAUUAUGGAUGUUGAGGAAUUCCCGACUCCUCUCGAAUACCUUGUCAGACUCCUGUCGCAGCAAGCUGUGAGAGCCCCUGCUUUGCCAAGCCCUGAAGUCUUUGGCUGCAGUU
Messenger RNA from Pterocles gutturalis (yellow-throated sandgrouse), 927 nucleotides. Its product is annotated as 5'-nucleotidase domain-containing protein 1-like. NCBI's taxonomy places the organism in Eukaryota, Metazoa, Chordata, Aves, Pterocliformes, Pteroclidae. The record is from RefSeq and is a predicted model, not a curated record. The transcript has 7 exons. Gene Ontology annotation, molecular function: 5'-nucleotidase activity. The annotation marks the transcript as partial.